Messenger RNA from Hydatigera taeniaeformis, 2292 nucleotides. The record is from the annotation of a GenBank genome assembly. NCBI's taxonomy places the organism in Eukaryota, Metazoa, Platyhelminthes, Cestoda, Cyclophyllidea, Taeniidae.
AUGGGGCUGUGUUGUUUGGUGGUGGAGCUAUGUCUCCUGCUUUUUAUUCUCUAUCCUGUCCCCCUGAUGGCACAAAAUAAUAACAACUCAGCAGAAGAUCCAAUAGAGGGGGGUGUUAAAUUAGCUGCAUGGCACAUUGAAGAGUUCUCCACGUACUUCAGCAUCAUUUUAACGCUUUUGGGAGUUACGCUCUUCAAAAUGUAUUAUCCAAAGGUGCCCUUUGUGCCAGAUUACAUUCCACAGUCUCUCCUUCUCAUCGUCAUUGGCGUUAUCUUCGGCGCCAUCCUCAAUGCCAUAACUGGCGAUAAGUUGGAUGAUACGCUAUGGAAACUGCGUCCAGACAUGUUCUUCCACUUUCUUCUUCCCCCCAUUGUCCUGGAUGCGGCAUACAGUCUGUAUAAUAGAACAUUCCUUGACUACCUUGGCAGCAUUCUUAUAUAUGCUGUGAUCGGAACUGUGCUCAACUUCCUUAUCAUCGGUCCAUUAAUGUACGGGCUGGACAAGGCGGGAGCGAUGGGCAGCAGUUCGGUGGGCAUUACUUUUAACGCCUACCUCCUCUUUGCAUCGCUUAUCGUUGCUGUAGACCCCGUUGCUGUGUUGGCAAUCUUCCAAGACAUCGGCGUAGAGCCGGGCCUUUACUACAUGGUGUUUGGUGAGUCCCUACUCAACGAUGCGGUGACUGUUGUGCUCUACCGUAUUAUGAGUGAAUUCAUCAAUGUGACCGAUGUCGAAGGUGCACAGAUUGGACUUGGAAUUGGCUCCUUCUUCACCAUUUCUUUCGGUGGUCUCAUCGUCGGAGUGAUAAUAGGGUUAAUCACCAGCCUCUUUACUCGUUGGACAGGCCACUUUGGUUGCUUCCUGAUCUUCCUCAUGGCAUACUUCUCAUACAUCUUCGGUGAGACUCUAGGAUGGUCAGGCAUUAUCUCGAUGAUUGGAUGCGGUCUGGUGCAGGCUGACUAUGCCUUCCAUAACAUCUCAUCAUCUGCCCUAACCAGUGUUCAUUUAGUGAUCAAGGAGAUUGCCGAAGUAAGUGAGGCCUUCAUCUUCUUCCUUAUUGGUGUGCAACUUUUCUCCGAGGAGAUUGAGUGGAAUACGGGCUUCUGUCUCUGGGGCAUGGUGGUUUGUCUUAUAGCACGGGCAAUUGUUGUUCUCCUACUCACCUUCAUUAUCAACUGGAUCAACUUGAAUAAUCUACGCGUCACAUUUAAGCAGCAAGCCAUCCUAAUUUACGGUGGCCUUCGAGGAGCUGUGGCCUUUUCCCUUGGCCUUCUUGUGGAAAAUAAGGAACUGGGUCCAAAUGGACCCCAAGUACGGAGAAUAAUGGUCACUGGGACUCUCUUUAUCAUCCUUUUCACGGUUGGUUUGAUGGGAUUGACAAUGAAACCCUUGGUGAAGUUAUUCCGCAUCAAACUAGCAGGAAAGGAGGAGCUCUCACUUUUCGGCGAUCUAAAUGGAAAUGUACUGGAUCACCUUCUGGCUGGUGUGGAGGCGAUAAUCGGUUCAAAUGGACGCAAUCGUAUUCGUGUAUUCUUUACCCGACUUGAUGAUCGUUUCACUCGUCGAUGGCUUCAACGGAAUCCGGAAACGCAUGACGAGCGAAUCGUCCGAACGUACGAGAACAUUGCACUGAAGUUGCACUACGCCACCAUUAAACCAUCAAAGUCUUCAUCGUAUCUACAAGGCCUUCCCGAGACCAUCAGACAAAGGCACAUGCUGGAGAGUGGCGAUUCAACUCUCCACUUACCAGCCCUUGCAGCUACUUUUUCGGACUCGAGGUUGUUGGAAUACUUCACCUCAGCUCAAAAUCAAGACUCCUCUCUUAAUCUCAACGCACAAUCGUAUGAAUCCUUAGAAGAUCUUCAAGGACAUAGGGUGACUUUUGGCGGAACUAGUGACCUGGAUAGCCCCGAAGCUUUUGCCGGUCCUGAAUGGCGUCGCAAAUCAGCUGUGAUAGAGACAGGAGGGGAUGAAGAGUUCGAGAGGGAGUUCUUCAGUGUCCUACGAUCCAAAAUAAGGGCGUCAAGACUGUUGAGACUCAGAAAACACAAGUCCAAGACGAUUGACGACAGAAAUACUGCUGAUGAUGAGGACAAUGAGUUGGAGAGAAGGCGAGCUGAACAGACAGCUGCAAAUACAGCCUUAAAUCGUGUUACAACGCAACCAGAUCAUGCCUAUACAACCUUUGCGAGCCCAAAGAGUACGAAAGACGAAGCUCAGCUUCCACCACGGGACUACCCGGCCAGCUCGGGUAAGGACAGCUCUCCCAAAUUCCGAAUCGGUGAUGAUGACUAA